Guyanagaster necrorhizus is the source of this 1719-nucleotide messenger RNA. RefSeq names its product alpha/beta-hydrolase. Lineage: Eukaryota; Fungi; Basidiomycota; Agaricomycetes; Agaricales; Physalacriaceae. The record is from RefSeq and is a predicted model, not a curated record. Gene Ontology annotation, molecular function: hydrolase activity. Bases 105 to 1310 code for a protein of 401 amino acids. The transcript has 3 exons.
GAACUUGUGCAGCCAUGCUUACGCGGUCGGCGAGAUGGCUGAUGGGAAAAGCUGCAUACAAGGGAGACGAAAUUUCUCACUGAUUCUGUUCUCGCAGUUCCACCAUGGUGUUUGCUUUUCGUCGUCAACCUCUGAAAGCGAUCUAUCUGACAGGCAGAGUCGUUGCUCUGCUCUUCGUACAAGUGCCUUUCUGGACCGUGCUGUAUGCAAUUCCUGCUGCCAGGCCUCGUCCAUCCUGGUCUCUUUCGAGAUGCCUCAUUGUUUCGGUGUACCGCGUUUUCGUCAAUGUCAUGUACAGCACGACGCCGAUGGCGCACGACUCACCGGAGAAAUUCUCCACUGAGGCUGAAAAAGUCGGCUUUGUUUGGGUAGACCCAACACCAGAGCUGUUGAGCGGUGAAGUGGAGACCUUAGCUGAAAAGAAUAAUGUUGUAGCUGAAAGGACGUCGGGUUUCUGGUACGGACCAAGAGGCCCCGAUGGCAAGUUUGGCCAGCCGGCACUCGCGAACGAAAAGGUCAUCUAUCAUUUCCAUGGGGGCGGGUUUGUUAUGGGUACCGCACAUCCAUCGAAUGGAGCUAUGACUACCAUGGCAAACGGCCUUUUAGAGCAUUUCCCCGCCAAUACCCGACUUUUUGCUCUCGAAUAUCGCCUCUCUUCCCACGAGCCAUUUGCGGUUGCGAAUCCAUUCCCCGCCGCUCUCCUUGACGCUUUGGCUGGAUACAAAUACCUCGUUGAAUCUCUGCAUUAUGAUCCCAAGAAUAUCAUUAUCGGGGGAGAUUCAGCCGGUGGGGCUCUCGCCUUCUGGUUAGCUCGAUACCUAGCCAUCAGUAAUCUUCCCAAUCUGCCUAACGCUGGUGGCCUCCUUCUCCUCUCCCCCACCGUCGACUGGGCAAAUACACGCAUGGACCGUGAUUCCUCUAUGCAAAAACAUUCGUCCAGCGAUUUCGUCUAUACCAUUCUUACAUGCGGAUACACUCUGCGUGCGCUCAUGGGGAAUUUACCUUUGUCAGAUGCGCCUUCGAAUGUCUGGAUCGCUCCGGGGUCGACGCAAAAUGAUGCUCCAGGUUUAUUUACCGGUCUGCCAAAGACUGUCAUUGUUGCUGGUGGCGCAGAGCAAACGCUGGAUGCUAUGGUGGUCCUACGAGACAGGUUGGAGAGGGAUAUUGGGAAAGACAACGUGAAGUAUAUCGAGAAACCUGACGCGACUCAUGAUUACCUCACUGCCUCAUGGCAUGAGCCUGAGCGGACGGAGACCCUGGUUGAACUGGGAGAAUGGGUUAGAGGUGACAUUUGGUCCUCCACUGCCUGAAGGCCGAAUGUUCCUUGUUCACCUCCUUCCUGCCACUUCACCUCAUACCAGUUUAGUACUUGCUUGGACAAAAAUCGUUUGCUGAUUCUUUUUGAUGCAUAACACAUUACAUGCUUCACACCCGGAACAGUUUGGAGAUUGUAUUUUCUGUGCAGGAAGGCAACCAAGCCUUCGUGCGUAGUUGAUAGCUGUAAACAUUUUGAUUUUAUUGUACACGAAUUGGGGUAUAUAACUUUGAUGCCGGUGGACCGCCAAUGUCAAAGCACGGCCGAAGCAUUAGAAGUCGAACGACCCGGCCAUCUUCUCUUGCUGAAGAAACGAAUUACUUGAAUGAUAGCAAACGUAUAGCCGUACUAUACCUUUAUGUGUAUUUCACUGCGUAUAUAAAAGAUAGUUUACCUAUAUGUCU